AUGCCUGCUGUCCAGCCUCCCGCGCUUGUCCUCGUCACCGGCGUAACCGGCUUCAGCGGCAUCUGGAUCGCGCGCGCACUUCUCGAGAACGGGUACGCCGUCCGCGGCACCGUCCGCUCCGAGGCGAAGGCCGUGCACGUCGCCAACCUCUUCAAAGAGCAUGGCGACAGGUUCAAGACCGUCAUCCCCAACGCGUUCGAUAGCGCAGUCGACGAUUCGAUCGCCGCUGUGGUGCAUGUUGCCGGAGUGGCAGAGCUCAACAGCACGAACUCUUCGGGUGCGACCAAGUCUCUCCGCCGUCUCCUCGGGCGUAUAUUCACCGCUCGUCCCCGCCGGCCAGACAUCUUCGGGCCGAACACAGAUGGCGUCGUGGGCCUCCUCGAAAGCACCCGUAAACACGGCAAGAACGUGAAACGGUUCGUGUACAUGUCGUCCGCACAGGCGAUGCUGGGCAACGAGGACAUCUUCCACGUCUACACCGAGGACGACUGGGCGGACAAAGAUAUCGCCCUCGCUAAAGAGAAGGGCAGCGAGGCUGGUGGCCUCGCGCUGUACCGCGCGAGCAAGGCGCUCGCCGAACGCGCGAUUAUCAACUUCGUGGAGAAGCACAAAGGCGAGAUCGGCUGGGACGCGACGCGCAUUCUGCCUGCUUGGAUUUUCGGACCGGUCAUCCAUGAUUGGAAGACCGUCGAGGACCUCAACCUGUCCUCGAAGAUUCUGUUCGAGCAGCUCACAACCGCACGCGCAGACGACAAGGUGAACGACUACGCGUCCGAGUACGUCGACGUGCGCGACGUCGCGGACGCGUUCGUCGCCGCGCUCAAGGUCGAGGCCGCCGGCGGCAUGCGUCUCCUCCUCGACGCGGGCGCAUACACGUUCCAGAACCUCUACAACGCGGUGCACGAGGCCGCGCCGGGCCUGGAGGGCGUCGUGCGCGGGAACCCGAACGCGCCGCCGUUCGCGUUCCCGGGCGCGUUCGUCGACUCGUCGAACGCGGUGAAGGUGCUGCAGCUGAAGCCGUACCGGAGCCUCGGCGAGUGCGCCGUCGAGACGUACAAGAGCAUCAAGGCGAAGUUGUGA
Messenger RNA from Trametes versicolor FP-101664 SS1, 1080 nucleotides. RefSeq names its product NAD-P-binding protein. The transcript has 9 exons. Lineage: Eukaryota; Fungi; Basidiomycota; Agaricomycetes; Polyporales; Polyporaceae. Gene Ontology annotation, molecular function: oxidoreductase activity, acting on the CH-OH group of donors, NAD or NADP as acceptor. The coding region runs from base 1 to 1080 and encodes 359 amino acids. The record is from RefSeq and is a predicted model, not a curated record.